CAUGCGCAGAAAAGUGGAGGGGAUUUCUGGCAUCCCUGGUGCCAAUACAUACUACGUGGUUAAGUUAGGAUAGGUUAUUUGUGUAAAAUAAUUUCUUUAAUAUACUAUGUCAUUUUUUAUACGAAAUAAUCAGAGUACUGGAGGAAAUAAGAGAAAGUUGAAUGGCCAUGUUGGCACGUCAAAAGGAAGAAAGAGAAGUGACAAGAAAUCUGUAGCUGAUGACAAUGAAAGUAUUGCUAGUACAGAUGAAGAACUCGCAGAAGAAAAUCAGGGAAGAUCUCAAGAAUACGAGAGCGAGGAAGAAACUGAAACUGCACAAGAAAAACGUAUAAGGCUUGCAAAAAAAUAUCUUCAGCAAAUCGAGGAGGAAGAAAAAGACAGAGCAGAAUUCGAAGAAGGAGCAAUAUCAAAAAGGUUACGCGAAGAAUAUUUAGAAGAAAAAGGACGAUUACGAAAAUCUGUUGCGUCAAACUACAUUGGCCAUGGUGAACCAAUUAUCUUGAGAUGUAAAGAACACAAGGAUUCUGUUAGCUGUUUAUGUCUUUCCAGCAAUGGAAAGUUCUUAUACUCUGGCUCAAAAGAUGGCAGCUUAGUAAAAUGGUCGCUAAAGGAAAGAAGCAAAUUAAAAGCCAUUAAAGGAAAAAGAAAAAUUCAGCAAGGAAUGAAAUGCAUACAGUGCUUAGCUAUUAGUACCGACAGUAAAUUUUUGGUAGUAGGAGAUAGUGGUAGUAAAGAUAUUAGGGUACUUUGCGCAGAUACCUUAAAUCAUAUAAAGAGUUUAAAAGGCCAUAGAGGUAGCGUGACUGGACUAGUUUUUCGUAAAGACACGCAUAUGCUGUAUUCUGCUUCUGAGGAUAGAAGCGUAAAAGUAUGGAAUUUAGACGAAAUGGCAUAUGUUGAAUCUUUAUUCGGACAUCAAAGUGGUAUCACAUCUAUUGAUGCGCUAGCACGAGAACGUGCUGUCACCAGCGGUGGUUUCGAUGGAUCUAUUCGAAUUUGGAAAAUAUUAGAAGAAUCACAACUCAUAUUCAAUGGACACGGUGGCAGCAUAGACAUUGUAAAGCUUAUAAACGAAGAAAACUUUCUCAGCUGCGGAGAUGAUGGACAAUUAUGUGUUUGGGGUUGUUUAAAGAAAAAGCCUUUGUGCUCGAUACCAGAUGCACAUGGAAGAGACGAAGCUAACAAUCAACCAAUGUGGAUUUCGAGUAUAGCUACGUUUCUCAAUACAGAUCUAGUCGCAUCAGGAUCCCGAAAUGGCAUUAUCAGACUAUGGCAUUGCAGCGACUCCUUUAGGUCAUUGAAUUCACUAUUUGAAGUUCAAUUGACUGGCUUCAUAAAUGCACUAUUUUUCACUCCAGAUGGAACUGAGUUGAUUGCUGGAGUUGGCCAAGAGCACAGACUUGGAAGAUGGUGGCGUAUACCGGAAGCGAAAAAUGGCAUUGUUAUAAUACCACUAAUUCAAACGAAAAAUAAAUAGUUUAUACAAGAGAAAACAGAAUCCCUAAAUUGUACAUUGAUGUUAAAUCGUUAUGCAGAGCCUAUAUAAUUUUUGAUACAUUUAAUAUAGACUAAUUUUGAUAUGUAUAGAAAAGUAUUAUGUACUCUUUGUUUUAUUUUUACGUUUACUGUCUCUUGUUAACACGUUGGUUACUUCCCAUUCAGAACACGUGGUUCGUCAUGCGUCCCACGUAAUCACGAUUAAUAGUUUUGCUCUUAAUGUAUAAUACGUAUAACGUAUAAUAUAAUAGUGCAAAAACUA
This is a messenger RNA of Hylaeus volcanicus, 1759 nucleotides long. RefSeq names its product U3 small nucleolar RNA-interacting protein 2-like (gene U3-55K). Gene Ontology annotation, molecular function: snoRNA binding; protein binding. The coding region runs from base 107 to 1477 and encodes 456 amino acids. Gene Ontology annotation, cellular component: small-subunit processome. The transcript is spliced from 8 exons. NCBI's taxonomy places the organism in Eukaryota, Metazoa, Arthropoda, Insecta, Hymenoptera, Colletidae. The record is from RefSeq and is a predicted model, not a curated record.